Paramacrobiotus metropolitanus is the source of this 1742-nucleotide messenger RNA. RefSeq lists its product as uncharacterized. The record is from RefSeq and is a predicted model, not a curated record. Bases 77 to 1624 code for a protein of 515 amino acids. NCBI's taxonomy places the organism in Eukaryota, Metazoa, Tardigrada, Eutardigrada, Parachela, Macrobiotidae. The transcript is spliced from 7 exons.
UUAAUAUUAUUAUAAUGUAACCCAUGAUCCGUCGAAACACUUGUCCAUCUUGGCUAUUGCUCGUAGCGUAGUGAUCAUGUUGCUAGUGGUUUUGGUUCUACUACCGUUUGCGUUUGGUCAAACUUCCGACGAUAUCGACAGAACUGCAGACCAUAUCACAGCUGUCAAUCCUCUUGGAAAUCCCUAUCCAAAUGAUACGAGACUUCACAUUCUCAACGGAGAACUGCGGGAGAACGAAACAUUAAACGGGACAUUAAAUCUCUGCUCCAAUGGUUCAAACCUGGAGCGAAUUGACCUUGCCAUCACCAGCAAUAAUGACUCUGCUGUAAAAAGUGAUGAGAUGCCGCGCCGCAUGAAAAUUUCCUAUUUUCGCGGCUACAAAAGUCUGGUGUUCUAUGCACGCGCUGAAGACUUGUGGAUUAUGAAAUUCAGGGACUUCCUGGAUCUUCCGAAAUUUAUGGGUGUUCAUCGUAUCGCACUGCCGCAGACCAAUCGCAGCGUCUCUGAAGUGGAAGAAGCCUUGGCUGAGGAAGGAAAGGCCAAUGUGAAAAUUCACCUUGCCGCUUUUGAACCGGCAGUUGCCAUUUACAGAUAUAAUGGCUCGUUUUCCACAUUGACCGUUUUACCGUUUUCCUUCGUGCCAGCUAUAAAGGACAAAGUUUUCGCUAGAACAUUGCCCUUGAACAAAUUGGGAGAUUUUCCAGAGCGAUACUAUAAAUUCGAUCGACACUUUUCUGAUGUUCUUUUGGGAGUAAAGUCUGGUAUAAAGGCGCUGCUAUCACGUCCGUUCACCCGGGCAUUUUCCUUCCGCAUGUACCUCGACCGGCCGAUGUCCAUACAGCUCCUGCCGGAACUGGAAAAGCUAAUGUGGGAGCGCCUUCACGCUAACACAACAAAGGACAGCAUAGGGUUCCCGCAGGUACGGCUGUGGAACCUGGACCCGGACGAACUGAGCGUCGAUUUCUUCAUCUUUUUCGUUAGCGGAGUAUGGGAUUUGUUGGCUCAUCUCGACAGCCGAUUAUCGUACGCGAAAGUUAUUUAUAAUAGACUCAACGGGAUCACUCUGGAUAAGAGACGAUCUGACGCCGAUUCUGGGAUGGAUGUCUAUACGCUCAGCAGCGAGCCUCCGCUGGAUGGUGCACAGCAGAAAGCGUCUGUUCUGCGAGCUUGCCAAGAAGAGACCUUUAUGAUUCCGCCAUCACACUGUCCCGUGACAGGUGUACUUGUUUUGUAUGUUCAGUCGACGAUGGUACAUUAUUUGCGUAUCAGUUUGCUGGACGAAAAUGAUGGAUAUGUAGAAAAAACUUUGAAUUCCGACCAAAUCUUAAACGCUGUACGACAAGCGUUUGCUGAAGCCAAUCCCAUAACAAUCGAUAACAUUACACUGACCAUUAGUUUAAGUGGCCGAGAAGACGACAUGCAGACAGUUGAUGGGAACGAUGUGUCCAAAUUCAGUUUCUCCUUGUCGUACUCCAAAAUUGACACCGGCUUUCGCUGGAAAUUAUGGCGCUAUCCGACGAAGGAAGUCAUCAACAAGUUCCUGCAGACAGCCGAUGCCAGAUUGGUUGAUACAUGGAUACUGCCUGUGCCUGUCAGUUUUGACAAUCUGUAUUUAGCUUCGUAGUAGAAAUAAUUUCGCAGAAUAAAUCUUGCAAAAGUCUCAACGGUCUUGGGAUAACCUUCUGUUAAAUAACAAGAGAAAAUCGUUAAAGACGGGAUCGUUUUAUAGCAAAACUUUUGAC